CUCAUUGUGGACCCUUUUCUUAUCGGCCGGCGUGGAAACCUGGCCGGGGAGUGGGCGUUCAGAUCAAUGCGGCCACGCCACUGGUCUUUUGCGACACCCACCCUUCCCGCAAUUUUUUGAGAGCCUUUGUCCUUACAGCCUCGUAACAAGCUAUCAGUCCACCACAAGCCAUCCACCAUCGCCGAACCAUCUCACCUGCGCAACCCCCACAUCAUCACCACUCCGCGACGACAAAACCACACGACAAAAGAUUGCCAAUACACACAGCCAAAAUGGAGGACGACAGCAGCCCCACCAGCGCCUCCAAGGAAGUCUCCCGCCUGUGGAGAGCCUGGAGAACUGUUCACGAGAUGGUUCAGGACAGGGGCUACGAGUUGGCAGAAGACGAAGUCAAGAUCUCGCUCGAGCGUUUCAAGGCUGAAUACACGAACGAGGAUGGAACACCAAACCGCGCCAAGCUCCAAUUCUCCGCCCGCCCCUCCGAAGCCAUGAUCAAAAAGUUCACCGCCCCUCCCACGCCCUCCAACCCCAACCCCGUUCCCGAAUGCGGCACCAUCUGGGUCGAGUUCUGCACCGAGAAGGGCUCCAUCGGCGUCUCGGUCAUGAAGAAGUUCGUCACGCACUGCUCCGACAACAAGUUCAAAGCCGGCAUUUUCAUCACCGCCGUCCCCCUCUCCGCCCAGGCCCGCAAGGUCAUGUCCGUCACCUCGCAGUACACCCAGGUCGAGUGCUUCCUGGAGGAGGACCUGCUGGUCAACAUCACCCACCACGAGCUCGUGCCCAAGCACGUGCUGCUGUCCAAGGAGGAGAAGGCCGCGCUCCUGAAGAGGUACAGACUCAAGGAGACGCAGCUGCCGAGAAUCUUGAGCAAGGAUCCGAUUGCGCGGUAUUUGGGACUCAAGAGGGGCCAGGUGGUCAAGAUCAUUCGUGUGUCGGAGACGGCGGGUCGCUAUGCUUCUUACAGGCUUUGCGUAUAAGGGGGGCGCGCGCGUGCGUGCGUGCGUGAGUGCGUGAGAGAAGGGGUGGUUGCGUGCGGCUGGGAAAAGCUGGGCUGGCGGGCUGAGCUCUACACUGAU
Molecule: messenger RNA, 1076 nt
Organism: Neurospora tetraspora
Lineage: Eukaryota; Fungi; Ascomycota; Sordariomycetes; Sordariales; Sordariaceae
Product: DNA-directed RNA polymerases II 24 kDa polypeptide
Exons: 3
Coding region: 273-977 (234 amino acids)
Biological process (GO): DNA-templated transcription
Cellular component (GO): RNA polymerase II, core complex; RNA polymerase III complex; RNA polymerase I complex
Molecular function (GO): DNA binding
Source: RefSeq, a predicted model, not a curated record